Molecule: messenger RNA, 5237 nt
Organism: Diorhabda carinulata
Lineage: Eukaryota; Metazoa; Arthropoda; Insecta; Coleoptera; Chrysomelidae
Gene: Psf3
Product: DNA replication complex GINS protein PSF3
Exons: 3
Coding region: 931-1536 (201 amino acids)
Biological process (GO): mitotic DNA replication initiation
Cellular component (GO): GINS complex
Source: RefSeq, a predicted model, not a curated record
AGAGCGUAAAAUGUGGCGAUUGGGGCAAUUUACCUUUAUACCAAGUUGCAUUCCUGAGGAGUUACAGAACCUCAAAGUUGGUCCAAAAAUUUUGAAAAUCAUUAAUACUUACAUUUGGAGAGAUUUGAGAUACUAUGUAUGAAAAAAAUACAUAGUUUUAUUCACAUCUUUAACAAUAAAUAGAAAGGGAAACCCAAGGAUUUUGGGAUUUACUUAAGAGAACUUUAGAGUCAAAUAGGUCCCCAUGAUGCUCUAGUAAACCCUUUCGAACACACUAUCAAUUAUUCACUACGUAUUUUAUAAUUGCGUUACCGUAUUUUAUUUUAUUCAAAAACAUAUUGAUCGAAUUUUUUCAAAGGGAGAUGUUUAGCACAAAAAAUUGCUGAAUUUAUAGUAAACAAUCAACAAGUAUCAUCAUUGAUAUUAUGUAAUACAUACUUGAAAAUAUCAAAUUUGGUACCCUGUAUGAAACUGGUAAGUGCUUCAAGUAAUGGUAAGUAGAAUGCAAUCAAACUAUUCUGGGAUAUUAAUUAAGGGUAGUCCAGCUUUGAAAUUUCAGUUUUUAUCUGUCAGUUGAUUUGAAAAAUUUGAUUUUCAUAUUUUGGAUAAUUUUUGAUUCCAACCGACUAGGGUAUCGUUUGUGAACCGUUGCCGGGACGAUCUUUUCGAUAUUGGUUGAUAGCAAGAACUGUUACCAGAGCCGCCCAUUUCCUGUUAUGCUAUUGCAACAAGAACGGUGUAGACUAGGAGAAAGAAAUUUAUAAUACUUAAAAUACACUUUUGGUAGCUGCAGCAAAGUAGCACUUAGAAAACAAUAAAAAAGAAGAAGUGUUACAAUAACCUUUAUUAUUGUUAAACUUUCAAAUUUCAAAUCCACAUACAUGUUAGGAAUAGUUUUACGUUAUAAUUAUUCAAUAUAUUGAAACCAAAAUGCCUUUACCCGCCUCUUAUUUCCCUAACUAUUAUUCAAUUGAUGAUAUUUUAGCUACUCAGGAAAGAACACCUUGUAAAAUUAUCCUAAAUGUUCCUAAAAUGGGCCACUUAAAUCCUUCAGUAUCGGAAAAAGAUCUACUACCUGGUACAUUCCAAGAAUUACCUUUAUGGUUAGUUGACGAGAUUUCAUUGAGUCGUCAACCAAUUGUUGCUCCAGAUUUGCCAAAAAUAUACAGGGAAUCUUAUCGGGAGAUAUUAAAAGCUGAUGCCACGGCAGUCGAUCUUCAUAAAUUCAGCCUCUAUUUCUAUGAAGUGGGCGCUUACAUUAAACAUUUUGAUAGAAAAAAUGAGGUCCAUGAUACUCUAAUACAUACAUUUAGAACUCGCUUUAGACAGCUUAUGGACUUAGCAGAUAAUACAAUAUCAGAUCCUUCGGUUCAACAAAAAUUGGAUAUGCUAGAAAGGAAAAUAUUCAAUGAGGCUUACAAGGCAAGAGUAAAAAUGAACAAUUGGUUGGUAGAUUCAAGCGCCGCUUUAGAAGCAGCUAAUAUGGUUGUCAAUCACAAGAAGAGGAAGAGAAUAAAUGUUGAGGAUUUAUUAUGAAUUUAUGUGAAAUUUUCCCACCAUCUAUAUUUUUUUUUCAAUUAUUUUUUACAAUACUUUUAUCGAUUAUCAUCACUUGAAUAUUGUUUUAAAUUAUUUCUUUAUUAGUAAUAAAAAUAUAUAUAUUCAGUUUUGUAACCUAAUGGGAUUAGAGUAUGAGGGUUGUACAAUAGUGAGAUUAGGUUUAUUCCUUUUCUAUUUUUUUUCAUCACUAUAACUUUUCGAAUAAAUCCUUUAUAAUAUUAGUGGAAAGUUGUAUUUUAUAUUGAUAUUUGUUUUAGUUUAAUUGAUCCAAAAGUUAUUUCUCAAGUUAUUGGAUUAUGUGGUGCAACUUCUUUUUUCUAUAAACACAAAAUCUCCAAAACCAAAGUCAAUUCAAAAAAAGUUAUUUGAGAAAAAUCAAAAUACGAAGAUGGAGAUGAAAACAUAGAAACGGAGAGGCAGAUAUUUCAUAUAGCAUGGAAUGCAACCAAAAUAUUCCAAAGAGUAGGAAGAAAAUAAAAAAAAGUUGGUUUAUAAUGUAUACUGGGUGUCCCUAAAUUCGACUGCCAAAGCUCUAGGGUAAAUUCCUUGGGUCUUAUGUCCGCAAACGCAUCCUUUCCAAGAUACUGGAUGGAAAAUGUAACACUUUUUAAAAUUGAAUUGAACGAUCCCAAGAAUUACCGAAUUGGAAAAUCUUUUACCUAGGAUACGAAAUGAUUUUUAUAAUUAUACUGAUUAAUCUAAAAUGAGUGUAUAACUUAAGAUACGCCAAAGACAUGUUUAAUAAUCCAAAUUCUAAAAUUAAUUUAUUUUUAAUAAGAAAAAAAAUGUAUCAGAGCAAAUAUAAUCUUAACAGUCAUUUAAUAUAACAUUAGAUAAUUUAGCUUGCAAUAUUUAAGUUAAAUGAACAUGUAUCGUAGGUCAAUAGACAAGUUGGGAUUUUAGCUAAUAUCCCAGGAAAAUAGGCACUUUCUUGACUUUCCGUAUUUUCCUCUUUCUCUCUCUCUCUCUUCAAUUGUCUCCAGAUUCAUCAGUCGUGCUGUCGCUUCUGUCGAACAUACAGUGUCUUGUCCAGUUUUGUGUAUUAUUAGUCAGUUUGUCAGUACAAAUGACACGCUACAACUAACACAGCACGCGUGGGAGCCCACUGCUUGGUCUCUAAUUAAAGUACCAAAAUACAGUUCUUGGCCAAAUUAUUAGAAGCACUGCAACAUUUCAUGUAAAAUAUUAAUUACCGAUUGAUAUUGUACCAUUUUAUUGUUUUAAAUUGCAUUGUUUUUUUAUAUUAUCUAAUAAAUCACCAAUUAAUUUAAUAUACGUAAAACAACAUUAAUUUAGAAAAUCAAUGUAAUUAAAAGUAAAUAUUUAGUUGAGCCACCUUUAGCCGCUAUCAAAGCUCUAAUUCUGCGCUGCAUGCUAUCAAUGCAAGACUCUACUGUCUUCUGUAUUUAAGGAUGAUGAUUCCACACAUGAAUAAUCUUCUCUAAAAGCUGGGUUUUGUUGGUAAUCACAUCUUUAGCUACUUCUCUUUUUAUUAGCUCCCACACAUUUUGAAUAGGAUUCAUAUAGGGACUAUUACCAGGCCAAUCCAACAGAGGGAUAUUUUCUUCCGCCAAAAAAGCUUUGACAGACCGAGCAGUGUGGCAGGGAGUUCCAUCUUAAAUGAAAGUGAAUGGUUCUCCAUUUGGAAACCAUUCUCUGAGCUGCGGAAUCAAGUGAUUCUGUAAUACUUCUUUGAACUGAUCUUGCCUCAUUAUUCCUAUUACGACGUACAGACGUACAGUGUCUUUGCCGCUCAUGACUGACCAAAUCAUCACUAUGGUGGGAUGUUUAACCGUUGGAACGACACAGUCAGGAUGAAACUUUUCUCCACAACGACGACGCACAUACAGAGCUUUAUUCUGCAAAAUUUCGAAUAUGCUUUCGUCACUGAAGCAGACCUGUCAAAAAUAGAAAUAAAUAUAAAGUUUUCAUUAAAUUACAAUAUCUUACCGAUCUCCAGGAGUCCACAUCUUUGUCUUUCCAUCGUUUAAUCCACUUCAGGUGUUUUGCUUUUAUUGCAGUUGUUAACUUGGGCUUCCUGGUGGGGCGACAGACCUUAAAAUCUAGCUCUUUCAAUUUUCUUCGAACAGUGCGUUCAGAAGCAUUUACGCUAGCAUACUGCAGUUGUGAUUUUAUCAUCUUUGUGGUAGCAAAUCUGUUUUAUAGAUAAAUUUUCUUCAAACAUCUCUCUGACCGUGGAGUGAAAACUGGUUUUCUACCGUAUCUUUUCUUUCUUUUUGGACUUAAUUCCUCUCCUGACACAAUUUUCUUUUUUAUGCGUGAAAUUUCCUGGUUUGUAAAUGUUUUCGCAUUCACAACGGCCUUCACUUCAGCUUUUUUACGUGGUGAAAGAUCGCCUUUUCUACCCGUAAUGAAAAAAGUCCAAUUAUUUUUUUUAAACACUACAAAUAAAAUAAACAAAUAACUGGGUAGUAUUAAACUGUUAAACAAACAAUCGCAGUCCAUAAAGCCACAGAAACACACCCGUACCUGACGAGAUUCCGAUCGCGACUAAUGAAGGUUUGUACUUGUUUACGUUCAGUGUUGCCACAAUUUAAAAGCUGAAUGUAAAAAUUGAACUAAAAAAUGUUCUAGAUUGUACCAAUUUCAAACAAAUUUAAUAAAAUUAUGGAAAGAUGUAUAAAUAUAAGUUUAAAUUAAAUUUUUUUUUCAAAAAACGUUAUAGACUGUGUCAAUUAUUAUUUUAAGGAUGAAAAAUUUAUAUAAAGUUUACCGAUAAAAUUAGCAAUGUAGUACAUAAAUCUCACGAUCUAAAUAUAAAUCAACUAGGCUCUGCUUUCUAAUUAUUGUUACAAUCUAGUACAAUUUCUAGUUUAUUUUAUUAAACGAAAAUAUAAAAUAACUUUAUAUUUGCGAGCGCAGGGAAAAUGUAUUAGAAAAAAGGAAAAAUGUACUAGCGUAUAAAAUACACUAAAAUGUACUAAAAUUGUACAAUUGUACUAGCUCUGGCAACACUGUUUACGUUCAUUUAUCACAUUGUGAACACAGUGUUGCCAUAUGUUCAAGACAAAUACGAAUAGGUAGUCUACAACAAAUCUUCGAAAUAAAAAUUAAUAAUAUUGUAAUUUAGAUAUACAAUUACUGCAUAAAAACUCUUAAGAAACAUAAAAUUAUUUAAAAAAUACAGUGCAUCUAAUAAUUUGGUCAGGGACUGUAUUUGAAAUAGGCUUUUUUCACAUUUUCGAAAAAUGGCCUGGCUUGCGAUUUCAUAAUAAAUUCUUCACAAAUAUAGCAAAAUUUGUCGGGAGAAGUUUUGCAACUGUGGCGCGUUUGACUCGACAUUUUCGUCUUUAUAAUCACUUUUUGCACUAUGAACAGAAAACCAUUUAGUUUGGAACUCAACAGAAUAAUAAUUUUCAAUUUUAUUUUCAUGUUUAUUAUUCUGAAUUAUACAGUUCAGGUAUUUUUUCGACUAUAAAAUUACCUGCUAAUGUAAACAGGGAUAAUUAAACUAUUGAAAAGUGGUACGUGUUAGUACUUAAUAAAUAUUUUUUCUAUUAUUGGAGGGGUAUUUCCUUUUUAAAGAUAAGCUAUGUAAGCGAAAAUCUUGUCGGUCAGUGUUAUUAUACCAGCAAACAUCAAAUGCGAUUUUUUUUAUAUUUUAUUUUUGGGAUAUUGUAUGUGGGAUUUAAAGUAAAAAAUAUUUUUGAAUUGAA